Molecule: messenger RNA, 2503 nt
Organism: Adelges cooleyi (spruce gall adelgid)
Lineage: Eukaryota; Metazoa; Arthropoda; Insecta; Hemiptera; Adelgidae
Product: DNA replication factor Cdt1-like
Exons: 9
Coding region: 204-2003 (599 amino acids)
Biological process (GO): DNA replication preinitiation complex assembly; regulation of DNA-templated DNA replication initiation; DNA replication checkpoint signaling
Cellular component (GO): nucleus
Molecular function (GO): DNA binding; DNA polymerase binding
Source: RefSeq, a predicted model, not a curated record
CGUGUCAUUUCCCCUUAAUAGUCAAAUUCCAUUUCCCCAUCACUUUUAAAACAUAGUAACGAAACGUACGUUAUAUUUUCAUUUUAAAGUUUUAACUAUAGAGAAUAUGGUAACGGUAAGUGUCGUUUAGUGAGUUUUCGCCAAUUUUUUUGAUUUUACAUUUGCCUUUUAAUACCGUUGAGUUAACGUGCACACCGAAGAAGAUGGAAGCUCAACAGAAAACUUUGGAUUGUUUUAUAAAAAGUCGAAAACGACCUGCCAUAGAUGACGGCAUACACAAAAAGGGGUUGAUUAACUCCAGUAAAAUAAUUGAAGUCGUUAAACCUAGCAGACAAUUAGUAUUUGAUGAUAUAGGAGCUGUACCAGUAUCAAUCAAAAAACAAAAGACUCAAGCAGCCGUCACUGAAACACCAAUGUUAAGUGAAACACCUACCAAGGCAUGUAUUAAAAAUGUCAUUAUUGAAGGAAAUGAAAGCAAAAAUGAUAGUGAAGAAAAUGAACCUAUUACCCCAGAUCAAUCUCCAUCAACCAAGGCACAGUUACGAAAAGACUUGGAUUUGGGCGAGUUUCGUAAAAUUGUUCUUAGAAAGCAGAAUCUUCGAAAGUUGCAAGAAAAACUUAAUAACGUUGAGCAAUGUCAAAACGAAUUGUCAUCUGCCAGUAAUAAAGUAGAAACUGCUAAAAAACAUUACUUAUCUUCCUUUAAAUCUGUUGAUUUAAUGGUUGACACUAGUCCUGUAAAAAUGGGCUUAAGUCCAAUCAAAAGGCAAAAUUUGAAGCCCACUGCAUUGUUUGCUAGUCCUGCUCAAAUAAUGGUCAGCCCUCGAAAAAUGAUGAUGACUUCUCAAAGUCCGCAAGCCAAAGAGUAUGUUUCACCUAGGAAAUUAUUAGAUGAAGUUGGGUCACUUUUAGCUAUGUCCCCAUCUAAAAAGUGUAUUGCACUAGCCGAUUCUAAAACAUUACCUUUGCCUUACAAAUAUCGCAUUUUGGACGAACUAUUUAAGGCUAUGGAAACAGUCACCUCGAUGAUGUUUAGUCGUAAAGAGAAAAUAACCUUCAGCAAACUUAAACGAGGUGUUCAACAAAUGACUAGAAAAAAUUUCACAGAACUACAUUUAGCACAAAUCAAGACUGUAGUGCCAGAUUUUUAUACUUUUUCAUUAGUUAGAUCUCCUAAAGACAAGACUAGUUUUGAGCUAAUAAUAGCUCCGACUUAUGGUUCUGCCAAAGAAAGUAAUAUCGACUUGAUCGAGUUGACAACACACAGGAAAAAAAGAUUCACAAAUUCUUUACUUGACAUAGUAAAAGAACAUCAUAGAGAAUAUUUGAUCCAUCUAAUACCGCCUAUUGUAAUUGACAAAGAUAAAAUAACAAGAUGGCAUCCUGAAUUUGAUGUAGAAUGUGUACCUGAUAUUAAUCCGUCCCCGUUACCCAAAAUUGAAGUUAGCAAAUCUAAAAUUGCUUCUGCAAAAGAUAUAUUAGAUCAAUCGCAUGCUUUGUUUACUCAAAAUAACCGAUUACAUAGAACAUUAACAACGAUGAAAGAAGAAAAAGAAACUAAGCCUGAAAAAAAAAUAGUAACAGAAGAUGCCAAAAAUGCUCUAAACAGUGCACUGAAAGGCAUUCCAAAAUCAUUGUUAUUGAAGAUUCAAGCUAAACAAGCUGAAAAAGCCAAAGAACUAAUGACAAGAACUGUGAAUCAAUUAGAUGAAGAUAGAAUGAUGAGCAGACUACCUGAUAUUGCACGCAGAAUACGUACUUAUUUCGUGCAACUACAGCGAAACAUUAUGCCUUUUAAAAAAGUUAUUAACCAACUGAAACAAAGUUACCCUGAAGCCAUGGCUGAAGAAAACUGGAAAGUUCAUUUAAAUCUGCUUCAAGAAAAAGUUCCUAAGUGGAUAACAUUAAAAGUAUUAGAUGGUAUUGAGCAUGUUAGAGUUGACAAAACAAUCCCCUUUGAAGAAUCUGUAAUAAAAACAUUAAAUAAUCAUUUUGCAGACUAAAAUUUACUCACAAUUUGCUUAGUUAGUAAACCAUUAUACAACACUACUAUAAAAUGAAUUACAAUUAUUCACAACCAAAUGGCCACCUUUCUUAAUAUUAUCAUUUAUUAACUUUUUGUAUGUUAAUAAUUUUUUGCAUUCCUCUUAGUAGAUUAUAACUGUAAAGUAGUGUCAUACUUUUAAAAUAAUUAAUGUGAUGAAAAUCGUUCUUGUUCCAAAAUGUUAUAAAAUUGUAACCAAUUUUUAUGUAAUACUUUUAAAUUGAUAUUGGUGGUUUAGUGUAUUUUUUUUUAUUUUUAAAUUUGUACAUGUAUUUGUAACAACAUCUAGUUUUUAAAUAUGUAAAUUUUAAGAGCGAUUUUAAUAUGCAUUUAUGUUGCUUCACUACCGUCGAAUUAUUUUAAGUAAAAUUUAGUGCAGAUUUCAAUCAACCGAAAAUUGAAACAUUGUUUUGCACUCAAAUUUUAUUCAUACUUCAAAUAAACAAAGACUGUCGACAA